Molecule: messenger RNA, 2299 nt
Organism: Carassius auratus (goldfish)
Lineage: Eukaryota; Metazoa; Chordata; Actinopteri; Cypriniformes; Cyprinidae
Product: serine/threonine-protein kinase 35-like
Exons: 2
Coding region: 334-1572 (412 amino acids)
Biological process (GO): negative regulation of G2/MI transition of meiotic cell cycle; protein phosphorylation
Cellular component (GO): nucleus; cytoplasm
Molecular function (GO): protein kinase activity; ATP binding
Source: RefSeq, a predicted model, not a curated record
AUAGUAUUGCUUUUGGUAUUCGUAUAUUUUUAAACACAUUCUGCGAAUAAAUCGUUUAAAUGGUGUUUAAACUAGGAAAAUUGUUCGCAUUUGUGACACGCCUCCCCCGUCUUAUGAAUGAAAUGGAACAGCCCGCUGUUGCCACGCCCCCUCCCCGCUCGAGUUGAUGUUGUUUAUGUCAGUCAGAGACGUUUGAUGGAGGAAGUGACAAAAAGACACAAACAAACCUGUCGAGUUUCCCCAAAAGUGACAACUCCCGCAGCUUUUCAGAGACGUUAUGAAAAAUAGGAUUAUUGCCCCGAAACAUAUGUUAACACAGGGGGUAAUAAACUCAUGGAGCUGCGCAACGGCACACAGGGGAGACUAGCGCGCCUCCGGCGGAGCUGCAAGCGAGCCAAGCCGCCCAGCACACACAUGAGGCGGGAUGAAGGUAAAGUCCUGCGUCCGCUGCCUGUGGAGACCAACGAGGACGACGAGGAGCUCAUGGAGGAGGAGGACUGUUUCUCCACGGGCUUCCUCAAGCGUGACAGUCUCCAUCCCGCCGUGUUCCUCAAGACGCCCAGGUAUAGCUUGAUCCGGGAGGUGGGUCGCGGGAGCUACGGUGUGGUGUACGAGGCCGUCGCCCGCAGGUCCGGAGCCCGCGUGGCCGUGAAGAAGCUCCGCUGCGACGCGCCCGAGAAAGUGGAGCUGGCUCUGGCCGAGUUCUGGGCCCUGGCGAGCCUGGAGAAGAAGCACGAGAACGUGGUGCAGCUGGAGGAGUGCGUGCUGCAGAGAAACGGGAUGGCACAGAAAAUGAGCCACGGGAACAAACGAAACAAACAGUAUUUGAGAUUAGUUGAAACUUCACUCAAAGGUGAGCGUAUCUUGGGUUACCCAGAGGAACCAUGUUAUCUUUGGUUUGUUAUGGAGUUCUGCGAUGGCGGCGACCUCAACCAGUACAUCCUCUCACGGCGGCCUGAUCCACGGACCAACCGUAGUUUCAUGAAGCAGAUGACCAGCGCUGUGGCCUUCCUCCAUAAGAACAACAUCGUCCACCGGGACCUCAAACCAGACAACAUUCUCAUCUCGCAGAAAUCCGGCGAUCCGGUCAUCAAGGUCGCCGACUUCGGCCUCAGCAAGGUUUGCGCGGCACUCAGCUGCAUGGAGAGCGAAGGCGACAACCAGGUGAACAAAAACAUGGUGAACAUUAACAAAUUCUGGCUGUCGUCAGCAUGCGGCUCCGACUUCUACAUGGCUCCGGAGGUGUGGGAGGGACACUACACUGCCAAAGCGGACAUUUUUGCUCUCGGCAUCAUCAUUUGGGCCAUGAUUGAGCGGAUCACGUUCAUCGAUGCCGAGUCCAAGCGAGAGCUCCUCGGCACAUACGUCCGCCAGGGGACCGAGAUCGUCCCGGUGGGUGAAGCCCUGCUAGAGAACCCAAAGAUGGUCCUGAACAUCCCACAGAAGACGCGGAGCAUCAUGUCUGAAGGCGUCAGGCGGCUUCUGCAGGACAUGUUGGCGGUGAACCCGCAGGACCGGCCCGACGCGUCUCAGUUGGAGGUUAGAAUGGACCAAGUCACAUGGGCGGCGUAAGCCAAACCCAUUGGAUGAAGAAAGCGAGCAUGCACAUUUUUCAGGUGGGUUGCAAGUUAAAUUUUAGAUGCUGUGUUCACCAUUUUUGUUCACCUCAGACCAAAAGUCAAGAGUGCAGUUUAAAUCCCAUUAUGAAUUAGGUUGUUGAAAAGUAUUAAAGGCACAAGUUAUAUAAGUUUUCGCCACUAGAGGUCGCAUUUUCAAAACAAUAACAGAGGCGGAGCUCGAUGACGCAAUGAUGGAGCAUGUAACAAUGGGAGAUGUUAUUUUCACCAAAUAAUUUUCACGGAUGAUAUUUGCUUACCGGUCUAUUAAAACACACGUGAGAGUGGAGUAUCUGUCCAGUCCCAGGUUUUCGCGAAGCUCUCUCCGUUUUGGAAACGCCACGGCAAUAUUUAUUCUAGUUUUAUUUCUGUGUUUGUCCCAAUGCCUUCUUGCCUCAGUUGGUGUAACGUCUAUGUUUUUUUUUUCUUCGUACUUUCCAAAAUGUAAUCGUGAUAACAUAAAUGCACAACAGUGGUGUUCUACAUGCGGUAUAACUUAAACGUCCGCAUUUCUCCAUGUGUGUUGUCGUAGUAUUCAUAAGCGAGGUUUGGCGAGGAUAUUGUGUUAUUGGUAGGCGACACUGACCCAGGGAGGUGUCAUUAUUUAAAACUGGAAUUUCUCUUGGAUUUCCCAAAUCCUUGGGAACUUUUAGUACACAACUGAAUGAAAUAUAUAAAAAAUA